This is a messenger RNA of Otolemur garnettii (small-eared galago), 1967 nucleotides long. RefSeq names its product cathepsin O (gene CTSO). The record is from RefSeq and is a predicted model, not a curated record. Gene Ontology annotation, cellular component: lysosome. Gene Ontology annotation, molecular function: cysteine-type endopeptidase activity. NCBI's taxonomy places the organism in Eukaryota, Metazoa, Chordata, Mammalia, Primates, Galagidae. Bases 67 to 1029 code for a protein of 320 amino acids. The transcript has 8 exons.
AGCCGAGGAACCGAAAGAGAAAACGGGCGGGGCCGGGGCCGGGGCCGGCGGCGGAGCGGGCGCGGGAUGGAGCUGCGGGCGCUGCGGUGGCUGCUCGGGCUGCUGUGCUGCUGCGGCGGCGGGGGCCGUGCGGGCUCCGGCGCCACCUUGCCCCCGACCUGGCCGCGGAGUCGCGAGCGAGAGGCAGCCGCCUUCCGGGAAAGUCUUAAUAGACACCGAUAUUUGAAUUCUUUAUUUCCUAGUGAAAACUCCACUGCCUUUUAUGGAAUAAAUCAGUUUUCUUAUUUGUUUCCUGAAGAGUUUAAAGCCAUCUAUUUAAGAAGCAAACCUUCCAAGUUUCCCAGAUACCCGGCAGAAUUGCAAAUGCCCAUCCCCAAUGUGUCUUUGCCAUUAAGAUUUGACUGGAGGGACAAGCAUGUCGUAACCCAAGUGAGAAACCAGCAGACGUGUGGAGGAUGCUGGGCCUUCAGUGUGGUCGGUGCAGUAGAGUCUGCAUGUGCAAUAAAAGGAGAGCCCCUGGAAGACCUAAGCGUGCAGCAAGUCAUUGACUGUUCCUAUAAUAAUUACGGCUGCAAUGGAGGCUCUACCGUCAAUGCUUUGAACUGGCUAAACAAGAUGCAAGUAAAACUUGUGAAAGAUUCAGAAUAUCCUUUUAAAGCACAAAAUGGCCUUUGCCAUUACUUUUCUGGCUCACAUUCUGGAAUUUCAAUCAAAGAUUAUUCUGAAUAUGAUUUUAAUGAGCAGGAAGAUGAAAUGGCAAAAGCACUUCUUACUUUUGGCCCUUUGGUAGUCAUAGUGGAUGCAGUAAGCUGGCAAGAUUAUCUGGGAGGCAUCAUACAGCAUCAUUGUUCUAGUGGAGAAGCAAAUCAUGCAGUUCUCAUAACUGGUUUUGAUAAAACAGGAAGUACUCCGUAUUGGAUUGUGCGGAAUUCAUGGGGAAGUUCAUGGGGAGUAGAUGGCUAUGCCCACGUCAAAAUGGGGAGUAAUAUCUGUGGUAUUGCGGAUUCAGUUUCUGCUGUAUUUGUGUGAUACAUGGGGCAGGUGAAGAGAGAACUACAAAAAUGAAGGAUUUCAUAACACAGUGUAAUGUCAUACUUCAUCAUAAGUCUUAUUCAACGUCAGGCUUCAGUGACUGCCUACAAACGAUGCUAGGGCCUGGGAGUAUUGAAACUAAGUUGUAGGAUGUUCCGAUCGUGUAGAGAGAAAGCGAUGUCUAGAGCAAGGACCCACCACCAGCCCCGCAGCCUGCAGGGAAAUCUGUGGACCGGUUUCCUACGCAGAGGAGGAAGGUCAGAGUAGGAGAUAUUUUAGGCCCCUCCCACUUGAAGAGACACUUGUUUGGUUUUGUUUCCUUAUUAUCUGUUUGCUUGCUUAUUUGUUUCUAAUGAGAUUCUUCAGAUGGGAUCACAGAGGUGGUAAGAAUUUCUUUUCUUUUCCAGGAUACAAUCGUUAACCUUAGAUUACCCCUCUAGGCGUGAAGGGCCAAACUAAAAUUAGGUGUGCCUCACACAACGGCAAGAGCAGCCCCUGGAUUUGGAACAUCAAGCGCUUUACCUCGACAAAGAGUGCUUCGUUAGCCCUGGAGUAGCAAAGUGACCGUGGAGGAGAAAACAAAGGCAAAAUCGCUUCUUAGUACAAACAGUUAAAUGGAUAGAAACCAAAUCACCAAUAUGGCAACUAUGUAAUCAGAAAUCUCCAGUAGCAUUCGUGAGAGACAUAGUCUUUGGAAAUUGUCAUUGCUGAUAGGAAACCCACACAUUUUCGUUCUUCACUCCCCCCCUCCCGUAUUAAAGAGGAAAGUAUGACGUCACAUUUCCACCCACUUCCUCUUCCACCCAGUUUUCCUACUGCUUUGGCUCCCCUGACCAAUGAAUUAAGUUUCACUUUUACUUUCUAGUUCUGUUUUCUAGCUAUUUUCUCGGCUCCCUUUGUCUCUGUGCCUUUACCAACAUAAGACUCUCACCUCC